AUGGCCCGUAUAACCGGUUCGGAUUCAUCGCCCCGCGUUGCUGCUGAAUUGUGUGAUCCGUUGAUCAAUAGAGGCACUGGUUUUUCGGCGGAUGAUCGUCGUACCCGGCAACUUGAAGGAUUGCUGCCACCGCGUGUGGAGUCGCUUGUUGAACAGGCAGCACGCGUGCUCAGCAACCUCCGCGAUCAGCACAACCCCCUCGAUAAGUAUAGUUAUCUCAGCGCGCUGCGGGAUGAAAACGAGACGCUCUUCUAUCACGUUGUGCUCGACAACCUGGAGGAGAUGCUGCCGAUCAUCUAUACACCUACAGUGGGCGAGGCCUGCACUCAGUGGAGUCGUAUCUAUGAACGGCCACGGGGACUCUACAUCUCGGCAUUUGCGCACCGCGGGCGCGUAGCUGAGGUGCUCGAAAAUUGGCCUCGCCCGCAGGCGAGCGUCAUUGUAGUCACCGAUGGGGGGCGCAUCCUCGGUCUCGGUGAUCUUGGGGCAAACGGUAUGGGUAUACCGAUCGGCAAACUGUCGCUGUAUACGGCGUGUGCCGGCAUUGCGCCGGAAAUCUGCCUGCCGAUUGCUCUUGAUGUUGGUACCGACAAUGCUUCGCUGCGAAAUGAUCCGCUGUAUCUGGGUGAACGCCAGGCGCGCCUGACAGGCGCACCCUACGAUGAAUUCAUCGAGGAAUUUGUGUCUGCUGUGCAGACUGUAUUCCCAGAGACUAUCCUGCAAUUUGAGGAUUUCAACAACGCAAGCGCGUUCCGACUGCUGGAUCGUUACAGCAACACGCUGUGCUGUUUUAACGACGAUGUGCAAGGCACCGGCGCGAUGGGACUUGCUGGCUUAUACUCUGCGGGACGCAUUACAGGGCAGGGCCUGGCUGAACAACGAAUACUGUUUGUUGGCGCCGGCGAGGCCAACCUUGGCUUUGCAAGGACCGUUGUAGCAGCCAUGCAGCAUGAAGGCCUUUCGGCAGCGCAGAGCAAGGCACGAUGUUUAUUCAUGGACUCGCGUGGCCUCGUCGUAACAAGCCGUACUGAUCUGCCGGCGUGGAAGUCUGUUUUUGCACAGGACCGCGCACACACGACUGACACCAGAACCGUCAUCGAAGAUUUUGCCCCCACGGCCAUCAUCGGUGCUAGCGGGGUGGGCGCAAGGUUCGAUGAGGACAUGCUGUCUGCGAUGGCGCGCAUCAACCAUCGACCUAUUGUCUUUGCGCUGUCGAACCCGACCUCUAAGGCCGAGUGCACCGCCGAGCAGGCGUUUGCCUGGACCCAGGGGCGAGUGGUGUUUGCCAGCGGCAGUCCGUUUCCUCCGGUCACCUAUGAGACGCAAACCUAUUCGCCCGGGCAGGGUAAUAACUUUUAUGUAUUUCCAGGCGUCGGCCUUGGCCUGCUGCUCGCCGGUGCAACACAGGUCAGCGACGAGAUGUUUCUGGCCGCUGCCCACGCACUGGCAGAUUGUGUAUCUGCAGCUGAUCUGGAACAGGGCAGAUUGUUCCCUCCCGCUGCUGGUAUGCGUGACGUCGCCGUUGCUGUUGCGGCGGCAGUUGCAGACGUGGCACACGCGCAAGGGUACGCCACACGCCAGCCAGAACAGGACCUUUGCGCUGCGGCUGCGAGUUACAUGUAUGUGCCGCAUUACAGCUGA
Symbiodinium necroappetens is the source of this 1641-nucleotide messenger RNA. Lineage: Eukaryota; Dinophyceae; Suessiales; Symbiodiniaceae. The record is from the annotation of a GenBank genome assembly.